AUGAAGGCAGGACAUUUUGAAAUGGUCACCGUGCUGCUGGCACCUAUGAUUCUAAUGGACAUCUUCCAGGUACAAGCUGAAAUGUUAGAUAUGGCAGAUAACGCAUUUGAUGACGAAUACCUGAAAUGCACUGACAGGAUGGAAAUCAAAUAUGUUCCCCAAUUGCUCAAGGAGGAAAAAGCAAGCCUCCAGCUCUUGGAAGAUGUGUGGGAAAGUGCAGAAGCCAAGUGGGAAGCUCGGAAGACUCAGCUCUUUCUCCCAAUGGGUUUUAAGGAUAACCAUGGAAUAGCCCUGAUGGCAUAUGUUUCUGAAGCUCAGGAGCAAACUUCCUUUUACCAUCUGUUCAAUGAAGCUGGGAAAAUGGCUGGCCGGUCUCGAAAAGAUUAUGUCUAUGGCUUCCAGUUCAAAGCUUUUCAUUUUUACCUGACAAAAGCUCUGCAGUUGCUGAGAAGAUCUUGUGAGAACAGUUACAAAAACGUGGUGUAUAGCGUAAGGCAGACUACUUUAUUUACAUUUGGAGGACUAAACCAAGUCCGAUUUGGCCAUUUCACUUUGGCAUAUUCAACCAAACCUCAAGUUGCUAAUGACCAAGACGUUCUGUUAACCAUCAACACAUGCUUUGGAAUUGCCGUUGAAAAAUUUUUUGAUAAAGAAAGUGAAAGAAUUAUUUUAAUACCUCUGAAUGAGGUUUUUCAUGUGUCACAGGGUGGGGCUGGCAAUAACCUUAUCCUUCAAAGCACAAACAAGACCUGCAGCCAUUAUGAGUGUGCAUUUCUAGGUGGACUAAAAACUGCAAAUUGUGUUGAGAACAUGGAAUAUUUUCAACACAUCAGUGUCUACAACUCUGGUAAUGAGAAAAAGCAGAAACUUGAAGACCCUGGAACGAAAAGCCAGGAGUCCACAGUCUUACCUGGUAUGAAGAGCCAAGAAGCCACCCAAAUACCUGGAAUGAAAACUCCAGAACCAUUUUCACUACCUGGAAUAAAAAUGUUACAACUGGGUGAAAAACCUGAAGACAAAAGUCAAGAUAUCGACAGUCCUGCUCCAGCUCCAGGUCCAGUUCCAGGUCCCAAAACCCAUAUCUCUGCAUCAUCUGGCAAAAUGCUCCUUCCACCGUUUGGGACAUUCAUCAUUUUAAUCAGUGUUUCUGCUCUAAAUCUCUGUUGCUCUGUAGUGUGA
Messenger RNA from Lipotes vexillifer (Yangtze River dolphin), 1179 nucleotides. RefSeq names its product ADP-ribosyltransferase 3 (inactive) (gene ART3). Gene Ontology annotation, molecular function: NAD+-protein-arginine ADP-ribosyltransferase activity; NAD+ poly-ADP-ribosyltransferase activity. The coding region runs from base 1 to 1179 and encodes 392 amino acids. The record is from RefSeq and is a predicted model, not a curated record. The transcript has 11 exons. NCBI's taxonomy places the organism in Eukaryota, Metazoa, Chordata, Mammalia, Artiodactyla, Lipotidae.